UAUAACAUAUCCCAAUGUUUCCUCAGUUUGAUGAAUUGAGGUUUAUUCCUCAGUAAGCUAUAAUUUCAAGAGCAGUCUAACAUAUUAAAUGUAUUUCUAAUAUAAUUUCUUAUAUUUCAGCUCUGCCUUAUAAACUAGUUAAGGGCCCAAAAACGUACCAAACUUCUACGACUCUAGCAGAGGCGCGAAUAUUCUCACCAAGUGAAGAGCUUUGAUGGUCAUCGAUUUCAAGCUAGCUUUUGCCAUUCGGAGAAAAUAAUCACAAAAGGUGCGACAUACAACUAUGUUCCCUUGUGCCAGCUUUAUAGCUCUGGAUUACGUCUUCGAGACCAGAAACCAUCUGACGGUGAUGAUGGAUUUGUUGUCCCUACCCACACCUUACAUACCUUACAAGGAUGACCAUUACCCUCACAGUGGCACCCUGGCAGAGGUCACUUACAGGAAACCUUGGCUCAGAGGGAAGCUGAUUUCCACGUGUACGCUCAGCACUUCCGUCCUGGAUGACCUUCGAAUAACAGAACACAAUUUCACAGAAAAAUUUGAUGACCUUGGGAGUAUCAAGGACAAGAUGGAGAACAGAGCAAGCUGUCCGGCAGCCUCAGCAGAGCUUCUCCACCAGGGUGAGGAGUCGAAGCUUCCUCGUCUGUUUGAGGAAUCAUUCCUCAAGUUGACUGUGCAGCUGGAUCUUGGAACUAAAGAAAAAGACCUGCUCCUACCAGAAGACAUCAUGGCCGCCAAUUUCCUGCCUCGUUUUAAACAUUUGCCCACCCUGAAGAGAAAAGUGUCCCGUCUGAAGACCCUGUUGGUGGCCGACCCGCUAAUAAGCUUGAGCGGAGACUCCGUCACCGAGGAAGCAAUAUUCAGGCACUGUGUGCCUUAUGAAAGGUCCAGUGAUGAACUGCACAUUGAAGAUAUCACCGAGGUGUUUACAAAAGAGUCACUAAUGCCAAAUGAGACUUUGCAGUUACCUGAGCUUCUGGACAACUGCAUGAUGACCAUCGACUCUCCCAGAAGCUUUUCGAGUGUUUGCCGUAGUUUGUCCGUUGUUGCAGAACAGCAGAACGAGCAACUUCCUGACCUUGAGGCGCUUUAUAAAGAUGAGCCGGCAUCAGUGGACAUUUCUCAUUUUUCUUCAGUGCAAACGACUGGCAAAGGAGACUGGAUGAAGGACGCCCCUCCAGAAUGGGUUACGCUUCCAACCGAAAUGGAGCUGGAGGUGACUCUGACUCCACCUCGUGUUGCCACCGGUCACUACCAUGGCUGUCUGAGCAUAUGUGACUUUGAGAGGGAAGAAUUGUCUCCAACGGACAUCUCUUUAGUGUCACCGGGAGCUCAGAACCAGAUGGUGGCGGCACUCUGGAAGGCCGAGAAGUAUUCAAACGAUGUACUGCGCUUGCUGUUUGCAGAACCCGAAGUAGAAGAAGCAGCCUUUCACUUCCAGCCUCUGAGCGAAGCCUUGAAGUCAACCCCCUUGGAGAGUUUGACUGUCGAGACUGAGUUCGGAGAGUUGUUUGGUCGCAUGCGGGAGACUCCGGAGAGCCUGAGCACCGAGGUUCCUUCUUAUGGGGACGACUGCGUGGUGGAAGACUUCAGCAAAGUGGUACCAGAACGUGAUGACUGCUUCCACAGUAUUUCACCUCCCCCAGAAGAAUGUGAAACUGCUGCUGUCUUGGUCCAAAAGCACACAGGUUCUUCUGAGUUCUCCCCAAAAACGCUCCCUUUUGACACAAAGGAAGUCAAACCUUCAACAAGCUCUGACAACAAAACCGCAAACAAGUCAUCUGUCCAAGUCCUGCCCAUACCUUCAUCUCGUAAGACGGAUGGCAACUUCCGAAGCCAGAAAAUGGCUGACCAGGGAGGCGUCCUCACGGCAGCCAGACGUCGUCCAGUGCAGCACGUCGACCCGCUGACCACCUUCAUGAUGCUGCGGUCACAGCGGGCAUCCACUCCCACUGCAGCGCCGGAGGAGAAACAAGAAAAAGAGAGCUUCUCUGAGGUGCAGUCUACUCCACAGCAGAUACGUAAAUCAGACGGGAAGACCACCACCGCCGCCUCCGCCGCCAUUACAGCCGCGGCGUCGGGACACGCCUCGAGAGGACAGAUCACCACUGCUGGCCAGGAUGCGCCCAACAGCAGAGUGGUUCAAGUCCAAGCCACUGACAGUCAGCGUCAGGCCUACCGCGAGCUGCUGUCCUUGGCCCGGCUUCGUCUGUCCUCUGCCAAAGAGCUGGGCCUUCAGCUCCCCGCCUGGAGCGACUUUGAGCGCCUGGCCCCGGACCAGACGCGCUACAUUCUCAAACAGAGAGAGAUGGCGCUGUGUAGAAGGACAGAAGUGGAAGGAGGAGAUGAGGAGCAGCUGUUCCACCGGGUGCUUGUGAUCCACAUGCUGGUAACGGCCAAGGAGCUGCUGUUCAAGUGUGACGUGGGCGCCGCUUUGGAGUACCUCAACAAGGCAACAGAGACAUGUACCGACACGGACGUCAUUCAGCUGCUGAGGAGGCUGCACAUCAUUUCACACCUCGGGCGCAGGAACCAUGAGUCCGACGGGAAACUGCUGGAGCUGCAAAAGCUGGUGGCGGCACGGCUGCACAAUGACAAAAUUCUUGUCAUCAUGUCGCUUGAUUGUGACGACAGAAUGUCCACAAUCGUGCAAAGCUUGAAAAAACUAACUGCUGUAAGUACAGUUCGCCCUGAUAACGACAAGAGCAAACUGAACGGCGCCAAUGUUGUCAGCAGGUAAGUUUAUCAAGAACAUGAAUAAGAGUGGACUUAAAAGGCUUAUCAUUUCCUAUAAAGGCCACACGGUGGUGGCAAAGCACUCCUUUUCUAUCUACAUAAAUCUACCCUCACUUGAACUGUUCCUUGGCACCAAGUUCGCACAAGAUUGCGCCAAGGCAGUACUUUUAUUUGACAAGGUUUUGGCCUGAUCUCAAAAGCAGCUUUUGCUAUGCA
Molecule: messenger RNA, 2952 nt
Organism: Hippocampus comes (tiger tail seahorse)
Lineage: Eukaryota; Metazoa; Chordata; Actinopteri; Syngnathiformes; Syngnathidae
Exons: 19
Coding region: 284-2740 (818 amino acids)
Biological process (GO): resolution of meiotic recombination intermediates
Cellular component (GO): condensed nuclear chromosome
Molecular function (GO): single-stranded DNA binding; ATP hydrolysis activity
Source: RefSeq, a predicted model, not a curated record